AUGUUUCUCUUUCCUCAGUAUUCUCUGUCCAGUGUACUGGAGGCGGCAGUAGCCUUCCUGCACAUCUCUCAUGCCUAUUCUUUAAAUCGUACCUUCGAGGAGUCGUGCUCUGCCUUUGCGUCUGAGACGAAUAUUCCAAAUGUGGAAGUCCACUUCAGUCAAUGUCUUCCCGUGGGCUACAAUCUGUCUAUUCCCGACUUCCCGCAAUCAUGCAUCGAAUCCCACGGAUCCUCUGCCAACCAAAUCAUCCGCUCCGAAGUGUGUCGUGUUGCCAUGCUAGUUAACACGUCCUCUAGCAGCAGCAUGACUCUGGAGGCUUGGCUCCCUUCUAACUGGACCGGCUGCUUCCUAAUCGGAGGCAAUGGUGGCCUCUCCGGUUGUAUUCAAUACCCGAACCUGUCAUACGGCUCCUCCUCGGGCUUCGCAACCGUCAGCGGAAACAAUGGCCACAAUGGCUCAUCUGCAGCUCCGAUAUACCAGCAGCCCGAUGUGCUGGAAGAUUACGUCUACCGUGCGAUCUACACCGGAGGAGUUGUUGGGAAGCAGAUAGCUGGCGCCUUCUACGGGAACAGUGUUUCCAAGUCUUACUACAUGGGCUGCUCCGGCGGAGGCAGACAAGGAUUCAAGCUGGCACACUUUUUCCCAGAAAUUUUCGGUGGCAUUAUUGCUGCCGCCCCAGCUAUUAACUUCAACAACCUCAUCAACUUCGGAGGUUGGCUUAGCACUAUAGCCGGCUUCAACACAAGCUCCCCUAAUUUCAUUAGCGAGCGUCUAUGGCAGGUCAUUCAUGAGGAGGUUAUGACCCAGUGCGAUGGUUUAGAUGGCGCAGUUGACGGCAUCAUCGAGAACACCGAUUUCUGUCAUCCUCAGUUAGAGCGUUUGAUUUGCACAGAACAGUCAGCAAAUGCCACCAAUUGUCUCAGUGGCGCUCAAGCUGCCAAAGUCCGCGCUCUAUACGAGCCUCUUUAUGGCAAUGACGGCACCCUCCUGUACCCGCGUCUCCAACCUAGUACCGAAACCACAAGCUACAGUACAUACUUCUCGGGCGAAAUGUCGCUCAUCGCCUCAGAAUGGUUCAAAUACGUCGUCUAUAAUCCGGAUUUCGACCUGGAGACUCUGACUCGCGAGGACUUUGCUGUCGCUGCUUCGCAAGAUCCAUACAAUAUCAGCACUUUUGAUGCCGACCUGACUACAUCAUCUCGUCAGAGAUCAGCACGCUACUACCGCCGGCUGGCCGAGACCAUGUCCAUGCCGCCCUCCUCUCUCGACUCCUUCUACCGCUACUUCCGCGUGAGCGGCAUGGGCCACUGUUUUCUCGGGAACGGCGCCUAUGGCUUGGGAAUGUACUCCUUUGGUUCCAACCCAAACGCUUUGGUGCAGGACCCAGACGACAACGUGCUGCCCCGCAUUGUGGCAUGGGUCGAACGGGGCGAGGCUCCGGAGUACAUCCGUGGCACUAGCUUCCAAGGCGGCCUGCCGGGUUCGGAGCCUGGAUACAAGCGGAAGCACCGCAAAUACCCGAGCAGCAAUGUCUAUGUUGGCCCAGGCAACUACACUGAUGAGGAUGCGUGGAGAUGCCAGUAG
This is a messenger RNA of Diaporthe citri, 1584 nucleotides long. RefSeq lists its product as uncharacterized. The transcript is spliced from 4 exons. NCBI's taxonomy places the organism in Eukaryota, Fungi, Ascomycota, Sordariomycetes, Diaporthales, Diaporthaceae. The record is from RefSeq and is a predicted model, not a curated record. Bases 1 to 1584 code for a protein of 527 amino acids.